AUGCAUUCAGAGCUCACGUUAAAUUGCAGACCAUUAGGCUUAGAGACGUCGCUUUUCGGGCCGCAGUCAUCGAUUGUGGGUUGCAAUUUUCUUAGAUAUAAAGGUAUUUGUCCUCCACCAAGUUCAGGGCCAGGGGCUGCCAAAGGAUCAACUCCGGGAAAGGGCGCCAAACAUAAGAUAACGUAUCAACCUUACACCGCGCCGCCACCAACGUGCCAUGAUUUUAAAAAUAUGAGCUUAAACCGCCCUAUGUCUCCGCAUCUAACGAUUUUCGCUCCCACCCUACCCGCUAUGACAUCCAUCGUUCAACGCAUUACAGGUAUGAUCAUAACGUCUUACACUCUUCUCUUAUCAUCUGGAAGUCUGUUCAUGUCCAACGGUGUCGAGACAUAUGUGUCUAUCAUCCAGAGUUUCGACUUUUCUUUACCCAUGGUUAUUAUUAUUAAGAUAAUGUUAGGUGCGCCGUUUGUCUAUCAUUACUUCAACGGUAUCCGUUUCGUGAUGUGGAACGCUGGUAAAUGGUUGUCAAUCAAAGAAGUCUAUGAUUCAGCUAAUAAGAGUUUCGUUGCUACAGCUGUUUUAACAUUGCUUUUCUCCAUAAUUUAA
This is a messenger RNA of Danaus chrysippus (African queen), 606 nucleotides long. The record is from the annotation of a GenBank genome assembly. NCBI's taxonomy places the organism in Eukaryota, Metazoa, Arthropoda, Insecta, Lepidoptera, Nymphalidae.